GGCGGCCGUUUAAAGGUAACCGAUUGAGCAGAACCGGAGCGGCGGAUUUUUGCACCGAAACCCCGCUUUCCCCCUCCCGCGCUCCGCCGUGUCAGUGUGACGAGACUCAGGAUUAGGUUUUUUAAGGGAGGAGACGGAAGAAAAGAGGAGGAAGGGGGGAGCCCUAAGAUUCACGCGCCUGCCUUGUAUGCUUCAGGCCCCACAUUCCCCCCCCCAUUACUUGGAGGGGCGAGGAAGACCCCCUAUUUAUCCGACAAGGAGGUGGGGAGCCGUACUGCUUCGCUGCCCUAUGUAGAAAGGAGCUCGCCCAUAUUAUUUUAGUCCCCUAUAAUUAGCAUUGAAGGAAGUUCCAGUCUUGCAAGUCAAAGGUUGUCUCUCCCCAUAAUACUCUCCCUACCUCAUUUUAAUCUUUAUUCCCUUGAUCGGUUGCAGCAAGGAAAGGGUGGUGGUGGGAGAAACCCGAGUUUUUACUAAAAACAAACCCCCCCCCCCAUAAACAUCAUUAAAGGGGGCAUCUGAAUUCAAGGGGGGGACCUUAUCCCCAGAGAGUAUUGAGGAAAAUCUUCUAGUGAUAUUUGGGAGGAAACCCGUUAGUUUCCAAUUUCAGUAUAGGAAAAAACCCAGAAUAUAUCGAAUAGGGGAAAGCCUAGAGUGCUCUUGAUAGUUUUGGGGGUCCCCUUCAUUUGGAAGAUAGAGGACCAGACGCGUUUUCAGACGAGUCGAUAUCGUUCUUCCAUUCCUUCUUUAAGAAUAUUUACUUGGGAGUUGAGUUGGUCACGCCACACGUCCCCCUCCCUACCAUUUUUACUGCAGAGCAUAAUAUUCCCGAGCAUAUUAGGUGUGGGAUCCCACAAAACUUCCCCCCCCCCCCGAGAACUACAGAGUCCAUCAAAAGGAAAGUAACCGAAAACAUCCCUUAGUAAGAGGGAGCACCCAUCUCCCUCUUAACAAGGGGGCAUUUUAGGAGAAAUGAAGGGUGUCAUUCUCAUAUCAGUGGUGGGGAGUUAAAAGCACCCCCAUUGUUUGCAGAAGGCAGGCCUGGGUAGAUUGCGUUUGUACCCAACUAUCCUUUGUUGUGGGGGGCGGUGGAAAAAACAGUCCUGACAAGUGAACCCCAACAUUAGUUGUGGGAUCCAAUAGCUUAAGGAAACCAAGAGUUUUGCUUCGUUUUGUUAGCAAGUUAUUCCUCCACUCCCUGGGGAGUGGAGAGGGUUCCCGUUUUCCUCUUCCUGCAGCGAAGUAGAACCCAUUUUUCCCUUCCCCCCCCCUUAUAGUUUGGGGCUUGGAGAAGAGAAGCAAAUAAAGGGAUGGUUUUUGCAGCAACAGGGAGAAGAGAGGGUUGGUGAGUCGGUAAAACCGGCCAGGGAAAGGUAGUGCAGGAAGAAAGGGAGGCGAUGGGUCUUGGUGGGGCGGGUGGCGACGACGGCGGCGCCCCCCGAGGGGUCCAGGUGGGGGAUUCGGACCGAGCGCGGAGAGGAGGAGGAGGAGGCGCCGCCGCCGCCGCCGCUGCUGCUGCAGAAUCUGGAGCCUGAAGGUGCUGCAUCGUUAUGAGAUCCACCGUGUACAAAGCAACCGCGGCGGCAACAACAACGACGGGGCCGGGCUUGCUGGAGUCUGGCCCGGAGGAAGAGGAGGAGCCGCCACCGCCGCAUCUUCGCCAGCCUCCGCCUCCCCCGCAGAACCAGAUCCCCGUGCCGGCCCCAGUGGCUGCUGCAGCGGCGGGCCCUAAGGGCCGGGCCAUCAUCCCGGCGGCUGCAGCCGCCGCGGCCCCUGGACAACAGCAGCAGGAAGGUGGCGUUGGCUGCUGCUGGGGCGGCCUGGUGCCCUCGCCGUGCCCGGCAGGCAGCACUCGGCAGGCGGGCGUGGGCGAUGCCGCCGGCAGCUCCCGCCCCUCCAAGUACCAGGCGGUGCUGCCCGGACACACCGCUGCUGCCGCCACCGGCGCCAAGGACGGCAAGCGCAUCGGGCCCCACGCCGGACCUGGAGGAGCUCCAGCGGCUCUUUCUCCCCCGCCUCCGCCGCUACCGUCGUCGGCUUCCGCCACGGCCGAGCCUGGACAACCUCCUCCACCCCCAGCAGCAGCGGCGGGGGGAUCUCCUGCCUCUUCGGAGCCCAGCGGCAAGUGGAAAAGCGGCAGUAGUAGCAGCAGCAGUGGUAGUGGCGGUGGGGGAAGCAGCCUUCGGAAGAGCCCCAUGGGGGCCGGCGGGGGCGCCUCCAGCCAGGCGGCCUGCCUCAAGCAGAUCCUGCUGCUCCAGCUGGACCUUAUCGAGCAGCAGCAGCAACAGUUGCAGGCCAAGGAGAAGGAGAUCGAGGAACUCAAGGCCGAGAGGGACACACUCCUUGCUCGAAUUGAGCGUAUGGAAAGGAGGAUGCAGCUGGUGAAGAAGGACAAUGAGCGUGAGAAACACAAGAUAUUUCAAGGAUAUGAAACAGAGGAGAAGGUCGAUCCUGAAGUACCAGAGAAAUUGCCUAUAGAAUGCCCACCUCAAGAGCUCCUGGACACAUCCCAGCCGCUGCCUUUGAAACACUUUUCGUAUGGAAGGAAUGGGAAGGGUCACAAACGAAAGUCUGUAUUUGGAAGUGCUGAGAGGAAAACGCCAGUGAAGAAACUGGUGGCUGAAUUCUCAAAAGUCAAGUGUAAAACGCCAAAGGCUUCUCCAUUGAAAGAGGAACCCAGCAGUUCUUUAACUGAAUCAAUUAGCAGGCGGGAGCUGCGAAGUCAGGAAACUCCUGAGAAGAUCCGAUCAUUGGGGGACACUCCACUGAAAUCCUCGGCCUCUUUGAAAGGACCUGGGUGCCAUUCAAAGGACAAGGGUUCCUGCAGUGAAAUAGAAGACUUGCCAUACCUUUCCACCACUGAAAUGUACUUGUGCCGGUGGCACCAGCCGCCUCCUUCACCUUUGCGAGAGCCUUCUCCCAAGAAGGAGGAGACUGUAGCAAUUCCAUCAUGGAGGGACCACACGGUAGAGCCUCUGAGAGACCUGAAUCCUUCGGAACUUUUAGAGAACUUAGAUGACAGUGUCUUCUCCAAACGGCAUGCAAAGUUGGAAUUGGAUGAAAAGAGGAGGAAAAGGUGGGAUAUUCAGCGGAUCCGGGAGCAAAGGAUUUUGCAGCGACUGCAGCUCAGAAUGUAUAAAAAGAAAGGAAUUCAGGAAUCUGAGCCUGAAGUUACCUCAUUUUUCCCAGAGUCAGAUGAUGUUGAAAGCUUGCUGAUCACCCCUUACUUGCCUGUUGUAGCAUUUGGCCGACCGUUACCAAAAUUAACUCCACAGAACUUUGAACUGCCAUGGCUGGAUGAGCGAAGCCGUUGCAGGUUGGAGAUGCAGAAGAAACAGACGCCUCACCGGACAUGCAGGAAAUAGGCGUGUCCAACUAGGAGAAAUUUCUGCUACGAUUGUUGUCCUGUCCUAUCUGCAGCAAAUGGCAAAGAACCAUAUAUGUUCUGUCAUGUCAGUCAGUCUUUUCCCCCUCGAUGUACAUUCUUGUUUUGCUAUAAAUAUUUUUUUAGGCUUACAUAUGAUUUCUUUCUCUUCCCCUCAAAACUCUUGACCUGUUUUCCAUUUUUUCCUUGGUAGAAAGUACUGGAGAUUUGUGUUAAGACAACAUUGGCAACUUCUGGUGCAUUUCAGUUGAGCUGUGCUGGUCAGGGGCAGCCAGCACAGUCCAUUUAGAGCAGCCUUCCCAAAUCUGGUGCCCUCCAGAUGUGUUGAACUACAAGUUCCAGCAUCCCUCAGCUAGUCUGGGGAAUGCUGGGAGUUAUAGUCCAACAUCUGGAUGGCACCAGGUUUUGGAAGGCUGAUUUAGAGACCAUGAAUGGUGAAUAAGCUUAACAAUGUAAUGAAACUGUUCUCAUUUGUAUGUUCUCACGCACAUGAAGCCCACCUCUGCUUUUAAAAACUAAUAUGAUUUUAAAAAAAUAUUUAGGCUUCUCACUAAGGGCCUUAAAAUGGAGGUGGGUAUUACCUAGCAAAGUACAUUGGGCAAACAGACAUUUCCAUUUGAGCUGUUAUUUGAAAAAGCACCCUUAUCUGGAUUCAUAUAUUUCCCUCUGCCUCAUUUUGUUCUUCAUAUGCUGCUGUGGCUUUAUUUUUUUAUGGAUCUAAUUUACCUUUUUCAUGCUUUCCGCUUCUGAUUAAAGGACAAUGGGUCAUUAAGUCUUGACUUCAUAGUACUACUAGUGAAGGGCUGCAUGCCUUGACAACUGUGUUACACUUGGCAUAACCCUGGGUUAACAAUUCAAUGCCAGCUUGUCUUCAGUUUUUUCCUGGGUUGUUUUAACAGCAAGUACAGCGAGGGCUAAAUUGUUAGCUCUUAAAAAACAGAAGACAACUUUAUACAGUCCUGUGUUCUUAAUGGAAGUGCUGAGUGUCAGAGCGGCCAGCUGGCACUUAAGGCCUGGACAACUUGGGUACUUCUGGCAUUGACAAGGGGCACAAAUAACAUCUCAAAAGUAGGCCUUGCCCUGCUACACCAAAGGCCCCAGACUAUGCCUCUUGCCUGCCAUAAAAUGGAAGAACUUAGUAGCCACCAUGUGCUUCCUUCCCCAGGUCAAGCAAAGAAACCUGGAGGGAAGAGCAGCAAUGAAAGAGGGAAAGGGUUCUAUCCUUCCACCCAAAGUGCAAGAAUUUUCUUGCAAAGGAUUGUUUCCUCCGUCUGCAUAAAAUCCAUUGCAACAGUUUGUAUAUAUCUUCAUGUUAGAAUUGAAAUUAUGCCAAUGCUCUUAGCUACAAGAAGUGAUUCCUGUGAGAGGGAACCAGCCUCCUGACCUCCCCACUUUUGUUUACAUUGAAUUCAACCAGAGUAGCAGCUGAAACAUUGGUUUGUAAUUCUGAAGCUUGGCUGACAUUUUUAAAGUAGAUCCUAGAUCUACCUUCAUCCUCUCCUGAGAACAGGGAAUUCCUUUGUAAUCCCACAUGCUCAUCUGCCUGGUCCAUACAAUUUGUAGGAAGCCGCCAUUGUGUGUAUAUGUGUGCGCUUACAGGAGCAGUGAAACUUAACGUUUUUGCAUUGAAUGAAACUUAAAGAAAAAGAAGUUCUAAGUCAUACUUUCUUGGAUUGUUGGAAAUCCCAGUGCAGGAUGAUGCCACUGUUUUUAAAUUCUAAGAAUGUCAUGUAAGGUAGACAGUUUUUCAACAAAUUUGUUUUCCUCUGCUAACCUCCAGAUACUUCCAGUAGUUGCUGCUCCACUUCUGGGCUAUGUUUCCUGGGAAUUCAAAAGGAUACUUUUUCCGCAGAAGGUAGUCUGCUCAAUGUGAAAUUCAUUAUAAGGUCAUAAGUAUGAUUUCAAGUUUGAAAUGGGAAGAACAGAGCCUCUUUUGCCAAGUAGCCUGUACAGUUGAGGUAGUGCACAAUGCUUGCCUAACUUUAUUUUAAAUACGGCUGUAUUUGGAUCUUUUGCUUUUUAGCAUGCCAGCAUGCAUCCUUAAGUGUUUUUGUCCCCUGCAGUUACAAGCCUGGAUGCAUAAAACACACAAGCCUUAAGUGGAGGCUUUUUUAAAGACAUUGAUUUCAGAGCUUGACCCUGCUAACACUUAAGCCUACUUCCUGCUCUAAAGUAAGCACAAAGCAUUUGAAAGAUUAUAGUCUUGAGUCUAGAUCCCAUUUUGUGGGGAGGAGAAAGUUUCUGCUUAGCCCAAAGCAUAUCUACUACCAGAAAUGCCGCAGUCUGUGCUCCUGAAAUACAACAGCAAAAUAUCUCCCACCCC
Elgaria multicarinata webbii is the source of this 5705-nucleotide messenger RNA. RefSeq names its product MSL complex subunit 1 (gene MSL1). NCBI's taxonomy places the organism in Eukaryota, Metazoa, Chordata, Lepidosauria, Squamata, Anguidae. Gene Ontology annotation, cellular component: MSL complex. The record is from RefSeq and is a predicted model, not a curated record. The coding region runs from base 1548 to 3362 and encodes 604 amino acids. The transcript is spliced from 8 exons. Gene Ontology annotation, molecular function: chromatin binding.